GGUGGGGGAAAGGGUUCAGUGAGGUUCAUUUCUGACAAGGCAGAAAAUCAUUUCCCCCCACUUCAGGGGACUCUCUUGGGCUAUUUAGGGUGUGCGCAUAGAUGAGCGGGAUGGGUAAGAGGACAGAAAGAAUCUGACUUCUUAUUUGUUUAUUUUUUAAACAAAUUGUCCUUAAAUGUUUUUUGGCAAACUUCGUGGAGAGUGGUCUUCUCCUCAACACCACACCUGGACUAAUGGAUUACCACCUGCUUGGAUUAAUUUUAGCUUUUCUCUUUGGUGACGCAAAGGUCUUAGCCGGUUACCCCAUUUGGUGGUCCCUUGCAUUAGGCCAACAAUACACUUCGUUGGGGUCUCAGCCAAUCCUGUGUGGUUCCAUUCCUGGAUUGGUGCCCAAACAACUUCGUUUCUGCCGUAACUACAUUGAAAUCAUGCCCAGUGUGGCUGAAGGUGUGAAGCUAGGAAUCCAGGAAUGCCAACACCAGUUUCGUGGACGGCGUUGGAACUGCACCACCAUUGAUGACAGCUUGGCCAUUUUUGGGCCUGUCCUAGAUAAAGCCACACGAGAAUCUGCUUUUGUUCAUGCCAUUGCAUCAGCAGGCGUGGCAUUUGCUGUCACACGCUCCUGUGCCGAAGGUACUUCUACCAUCUGUGGCUGUGACUCACACCACAAAGGUCCACCAGGCGAAGGAUGGAAAUGGGGUGGCUGCAGUGAGGAUGCUGACUUUGGAGUGCUGGUUUCACGAGAAUUUGCAGAUGCCCGAGAAAAUCGCCCUGAUGCACGGUCAGCCAUGAACAGGCACAAUAAUGAAGCUGGAAGAACAACUAUCUUGGACCACAUGCACUUGAAAUGCAAGUGUCAUGGCCUCUCUGGCAGCUGUGAGGUUAAAACUUGCUGGUGGGCCCAGCCGGAUUUCCGGGCCAUUGGUGACUACUUGAAGGACAAGUAUGACAGUGCUUCUGAGAUGGUGGUGGAGAAACACCGGGAAUCCCGUGGGUGGGUGGAGACAUUGCGUGCCAAGUAUGCCCUUUUCAAGCCGCCAACUGAGCGCGACUUGGUCUAUUAUGAGAACUCGCCCAACUUCUGUGAACCCAACCCUGAGACUGGCUCAUUUGGCACCAGGGACAGAAUGUGCAACGUGACUUCGCACGGGAUCGACGGGUGCGAUUUGCUCUGCUGCGGCCGUGGCCACAACACCAGGACAGAGAAGAGGAAAGAGAAGUGCCACUGCAUCUUCCACUGGUGCUGCUAUGUUAGUUGCCAGGAGUGCAUCCGGGUUUAUGAUGUGCACACCUGCAAGUAAACAGAAAGAGUCCCAUGGUUCAGCUGUAGCAGAACAUGAAAGAGAGACUGCCAGGAAAUCUCACAGUUGCAGCCCCUGACUCCUGAAAGCAGAGAAGAAGCAAAUUCUUCCUGGCCUGUUCCAUGCCCCGUUUGGAACCAAGGCAGAUACUGGUGGAGGAAGAAUCUACCUGGAAACCAACUCUCCAUGAUUUUGCUGGAUCCUCUGCCAGCCCUGCCAACAUACUCCUUCUUUCCUGUCAAACAGGCAGAGCAUGGCUGCUGACUUCUGGCCACACACUUCCGGAGGUGGUCUUCCCAAUCUUUUUUUUUCUUGCACAUAUCAAAAUAUAAUAUAUAUCUAUAUCUAUAUUUAAAACCAUAGGAAAAAAGCAAGGCUGUAGCAACACUGACAGAAGCUCACAGUAACUGUUCACUGCAGCUACUGAUGUACACAAUGCAGAUGAUUAAGAGCCAAGUUUUAAGAAAUGUGAAGGGAAACAAAGUGCCCCUGAUGAUGGCAGGUGAUUUUACAUGCUGAAGGUCUGACGUGCAGUUGUUUCAUGAAUAACUUAAUGUAUGAACCUAAAGACUUAUAUUCCCUCCACUCCCAAACACACAUCCAUGUAACCAGUGUGACUUGUCCUGUAAGCAGCAUUGAUUCUGGAGUUGGAGGGAGAAAUUAACUGACAGUAUCUUAUCCUUCUUAAAACAGUUUUUCUGAACUUGUAAAACACACAGUUUCCUUUGUCCUUACCUUUCAACCCUUGUUGGCCAAGUGAAAACACAAGCACACACACACUAUUCAAUGUGUAUAUACAUUUUUGUUGCUAUAACCCAGGCACUUCCCAACAGAAUAAGCAGAGGGAGCUGCUGUAAAAAAAAAAAUCAGGCCCUUGCCAAAAUGUUGCAGCAUUUCCCAGCAGGUUGACUUAACUUUGGAUCAAAACUGACAUUUAUUGUGAUUUGGAGUUGUUUUUGUUUGUCCGUUCCAGGGCUGUUUGCCCAAACAGGUGAAAGACAUAUCUUUGUUAUAGCCUAAUACAUACCUGUCUUGCAUUUCACAUGUUUUAUUAGUAGAUUGUUCAGUGCAAGGUAAACAUGAUCCCAAUUUAAAAGCCUGAUCAUUGAAGCACCAUUGCCGAAAGAAAGGAAAAGGCUACUGGAAAUAUUCUCCUUGGUAUUUCCCCACUUCUUUACAGCAAGGCUUGCAUGACCCUGGGUAUAAAGGUAUAUCAAAUCGAUAUUAAAAAUCAAACAUUUACUGAUAACAAAUAAUCACUUGCAAGUCUUGCUAAAUAGGUUAAUUUUCCUUUUUGUGAAGCACAGCUGAAGGAUCUUCUGCAGAGUUCAUUGUAAACACUGUACAACAAAUUUGUGUAAAUGUCUAAAACAGCCACUAGAUGGCCCUCAGAAAACAUUUUUGGGACCCCCCAACAUUGAGCUAAAGGGACCCCCACAAUUUAAGAAGCAGCGCUUUACAGU
Anolis sagrei ordinatus is the source of this 2764-nucleotide messenger RNA. It is a transcript of the gene WNT3, whose product is annotated as Wnt family member 3. Gene Ontology annotation, biological process: canonical Wnt signaling pathway; multicellular organism development; cell fate commitment. Gene Ontology annotation, cellular component: extracellular region. Lineage: Eukaryota; Metazoa; Chordata; Lepidosauria; Squamata; Anolidae. Gene Ontology annotation, molecular function: cytokine activity; frizzled binding. The record is from RefSeq and is a predicted model, not a curated record.